AUGUCCGACAGUCACAGAAGCGCAACACCUCGAUCAGUACCGGAUUCGGAGAAUAUGGACUCACCGAGAAGCACGGAAAAAAGCGAUCUUGAUGACGAUAUCGGAAUGGGGCAAGAGAGAAAUGAUCGAGAUGGUUCCCGUCAUGUUCCUCGAGGAUUCCUAUCUUUUCUGUGUCUUGUCCCAGCAAUUGAAGACCCGCGACAAUAUCCUGCGGCACGCAAGUGGUUCUUAACGGCCAUAGUGGCAGGGGGAGGAUUGGUCGUGCCACUGAGCAGUGGUGUCUUGUUUCCCUGCCUCAUCAUGAUUGCUGAGGAUCUUCAUACAACUGUCUCUGUGGUGAACCUGUCUAUUGCCUUUGGCUCUCUCUCUGUCGCUGUUACACCUCUCUGGUGGUCGUACCUGGCAGAACUCUAUGGUCGUAGGCUAGUUUACCUGCUCUCCUUCUUCUUUCUUGGUCUUUUCAGCAUCCUGGCAGCAAUCAGCCCCAACAUUGGCAUGUUCGUCGCAAUGCGCCUUCUCGGCGGUGCUGCUAGCGCAUCCCUCCAGGCCGUCAGUGCUGGUACCAUCUCUGAUAUGUUUGAAACACACGAACGAGGCAAAGCCAUGGGCGUCUUCAUGCUUGGCCCGAUGCUUGGUCCCAUGUUCGCUCCCAUCAUUGGCGGUGCCCUGGUCACCCGGUGGAGCUGGCGCAGUACGCAAUGGUUCAUGGUAAUCUAUGGGUGGGCUGUGUUCCUGAUCAUGGUGUUCUUCAUGCCAGAGACAGCAACAAACCUUGAAGAGAACCAGCAGAAUGAGCGGGCGAAGUCGACAAGACCUGCUAAGAGAGUUGUUAACUUCUUAUUAAAACCCAUUGAGGCGGCUACCUUGCUGCAGUACCCGCCCAUCCUUAUCACAGUGUAUUAUACCAGCAUUGUUUUCGCAACAUACUACCUCAUCUGCGUCUCCAUUGAAGACACCUUUGCCUUGCCGCCAUACUCGUGGAGCUCCGUCAUUGUCGGUCUUGCGUAUAUUCCUGGCGGCCUGGGUCUGCUAUUUGGUGCGAUCAUUGGCGGUCGCUGGCAGGACUAUAUCAUGAAACGGACGGCGCGGGAAGAGGGACGCUUCAACAACGAUGGCAAUCUCAUACUACACCCAGUUGACCGCCUCGGCGAGAACUGCUUGCUGGCGGGUAUCCUCUUCCCGGGGGCAUUGCUGUGGUGGGGGUGGACGGCGGAAAAGCAUGAAUUCUGGGUGGUACCGUUGAUUGGCAACUUCUUCUACGGCUUCGCGGGAAUGAUCCUCACCAAUGUGACCAUGACAAUGCUGACCGAGUUUACACCCAAGAGAUCAACCAUGGGCGUUGCAGUGAACAAUCUGCUGCGUAACAGUUUGUCCUGUGUGAGUGCGGUGAUCGCACAGCCUUUAUUCGAUGCCAUCGGUACUGGCUGGUCCUUUACGGCAGCCUGUCUCUUCUGUCUACUCAGUGGAAUACCUUUGAUUCUUUUACGGAUCAAGCGGGAGGAGUGGAGUGCGAGAAUGAAGGUGGCUCUGGGAGAUGCGCAGUAG
This is a messenger RNA of Aspergillus udagawae, 1545 nucleotides long. RefSeq names its product MFS transporter. Gene Ontology annotation, molecular function: polyamine transmembrane transporter activity. The transcript is spliced from 3 exons. NCBI's taxonomy places the organism in Eukaryota, Fungi, Ascomycota, Eurotiomycetes, Eurotiales, Aspergillaceae. The record is from RefSeq and is a predicted model, not a curated record. The coding region runs from base 1 to 1545 and encodes 514 amino acids. Gene Ontology annotation, biological process: intracellular polyamine homeostasis; transmembrane transport.